GGUGUAGCCCAUGUCGAUGAUGUCGUACGGGUUGCCCACGGUUGGUUGAAGACGGUUACAUGUCACAGUGAUAACAGUGGAGUUGUCGCUUGGUUGCGUAGUGGAUGUCCGGGUAGCAAAGGAGUAGAGCGACCCUCUAUCCGUCGCCUAGUAACUACCGUUAAAGAUCUAGUGAGGGAUUGGAAUACUCAUUACUCGAUUUCAACUUCCUUCGAUUUCGUAAGUGGUACCUCCAAUGCCACCGCUGAUACUUUAUCAAGGUUAGCCUAUGAUCUUGGUAUUACUGCUGCUCUUGGCCACACUAUCGAUCAGCCUACAGUAUUGGUGACUACUGAAGUGGGAUAUAACAAUUCGUCAAAUCGCCCCGUGAAGAUUGAUUUAGGCGACAAGUUCAUCUCCGACGUGAAACUCCGUACCGAUUGGUUCCCUCAUUCAUCGGACACUCACAACGAUGAGUCAUGGGUCGGUGAGAGCCUUUCGUCUAUUCUACUCAACGGAGUUCCUGAUGAGCUAACUAAUAGACUUCAUAUUCUAAAAGAUGAUGAUGGCGCUCUACUCACUGUAUCCCUCAAAUCUUUGGGCCCUAGAGUGUAUAUCCCGCCAGAUUCGGACCGCGAACAAGGUUGCGACCUCCGUUCCCAGUUACUUCGUAGAGCUCAUGAUACCGCAAUCGGUCAUGUCGGUGUCACUGGCAUGUCAGCGGCGUUGAAGGCUGUAGUCUGGUGGCCAACUAUCUCCGGUGACAUUGCCCGGUUCGUGCGAAAUUGUCUCGGCUGUGCCCGAGAACGUGCCCGUCACAUUGCUCCGUGCGGGUACUCGGAAGUCGUCCGUUCCAGACGUUGGGACACUGUCUAUAUAGACUUUUGUGGACCUGUCGAUGGUUGGACCUACACAUGCCCAAGCUCUAACACCGUCAUCAGGCCUGCCAGCGUAUUC
Perkinsus marinus ATCC 50983 is the source of this 936-nucleotide messenger RNA. RefSeq lists its product as hypothetical. The record is from RefSeq and is a predicted model, not a curated record. The transcript has a single exon. NCBI's taxonomy places the organism in Eukaryota, Perkinsozoa, Perkinsida, Perkinsidae. The annotation marks the transcript as partial.